Messenger RNA from Onthophagus taurus, 706 nucleotides. RefSeq names its product mitochondrial single stranded DNA-binding protein (gene mtSSB). The record is from RefSeq and is a predicted model, not a curated record. Gene Ontology annotation, biological process: mitochondrial DNA replication; positive regulation of helicase activity. Gene Ontology annotation, cellular component: mitochondrial nucleoid. NCBI's taxonomy places the organism in Eukaryota, Metazoa, Arthropoda, Insecta, Coleoptera, Scarabaeidae. Gene Ontology annotation, molecular function: single-stranded DNA binding.
ACAAUACUUUUUUAAUGUUUACUUUAGUCUUAACCUCAAAGUUUAAUCUCGUUCAACGUUUCUCAAAAAAAGUUAGUGUAAAUCUUUAAAUUAAGAUGUUGGCCAAAAAGCUAUUUUACUUAAUAACAUCAAAAAGCACAACAUUCCAAAAAUGUGCUUCUUUAAACAAUGUAAGGACUAAAGCCUCAGCUACGAUGCAAGAACCCACCAAAGUCGAAAAAACUUUAAAUGCAGUUCAGUUGUUAGGUCGAGCGGGGGGUAAUCCGCAAUUAAAAGGUUCUGAACAGCAUCCUAUGGUGGUGUUUUCUUUAGCGACUCACACGAAUUAUAGGUAUGAGUCGGGGGAAUUUUUACAAAGAACUGAAUGGCAUAGAGUAAUAUGUUUUAAACCUGGUUUAAGAGACAAUAUAAUGAACUUUUUAAAAAAAGGACAAAGGGUUUAUGUUAAUGGAAGGAUUACAUAUGGGGAAAUUAAAGGUGAGGAUGGUUCAAUGAAAACCACAACUGCCAUCCAAGCCGAUGAUAUUAUUUUCUUUCAACAACCUCAGCAAUAACUAAAUUGUUAAUGAUCUGAAUGUAUUUUUUUACCAUUUUUUAAAUAAGUAAAUAAAGUAGAUUUUCAAUUUAAAUAUAUGUAUUUCAAACAUUAUAUGUUAACAAUGAAACGCGUGUUUUUUUCUAUAAAAAAGAACAUUUUUAUUUUAAA